ACACCGCCACAUUCAUCGAGCUCAAUACGGCAUUCACAUUCUCCAGCAACAAGCAGCAGCAGUUAUCGAUUCGACCGGCCAACUCAUUCCAGUAGCAGUACAACAACUGCAAUGCCACCACCACCAAUUGUACCUCCAACAGUUUCUGCUGGCGCCACCGGUUCUUCUGGCUCAAGAACGGCGAGUUUUGCGCAGCUACUUCCACCACCAGCUCCCAUGGCACCACCAUUCCUGUUACCACCGGUCACAAUGCUACUUCCACCACCAGCGCCCAUGGCACCACCAUUCCUGUUACCACCGGUCACAAUGGUUUCCUCAAGCGAAAAGCAGCAAACGCAACCGAAAUUUUCGGAAGUGCAGCCGCUGCAGCAGCAGCCGCAGCAGCAGCAACCGAAAUUUUCGGAAGUGCAACCGCUGCAGCAGCAGCCGCAGCAGCAGCAACCGAAAUUUCCGGAUGAAAGGCUGCAGCCGUUGAAACAGCAACCGACGAAAUUUCCGGAUGAAAAGCUGCAACCGCUGCAGCAACUGCAGCAGCAGCAGCAACCACCGAAACCAUCCGAAAGUAGCAGAGGACGUGAAUUGCCCGUGAAACAUCAGAUUAUCUCUACCAAAACGCCAUCAGAAUCUACGUCACGUUCAUCUGUUGGAGUCAGGGAAGCUAGUGUAUAA
Molecule: messenger RNA, 669 nt
Organism: Gongylonema pulchrum
Lineage: Eukaryota; Metazoa; Nematoda; Chromadorea; Rhabditida; Gongylonematidae
Source: the annotation of a GenBank genome assembly